This is a messenger RNA of Owenia fusiformis, 2559 nucleotides long. The record is from the annotation of a GenBank genome assembly. NCBI's taxonomy places the organism in Eukaryota, Metazoa, Annelida, Polychaeta, Sabellida, Oweniidae.
UCAGAAGCAGAGAGUGAGUCUCGCCAGGGCAGUGUAUCAAGACAAGGACAUCUAUCUGUUGGACGAUCCUCUCAGCGCAGUUGAUGCACAUGUUGGCAAACAUAUUUUUGACAAUGUUAUAGGUCCAGCUGGAAUCCUUAGAAAUAAGACGAGAGUUUUGGUUACAAAUGGUAUAAACUUCUUACCCAAAUGUGAUGAAAUCAUUGUGUUGAACAACGGGACGAUUUCUGAGACAGGGACCUUCGCCCAACUACUUGAAAACGCUGGGGCAUUCUCAGAAUAUAUCGCAACGUAUCUGAAUGAUGAUGAACGUGAAAAUGAAAUUGACGAAGAUGACGACAUGAUACAAAUUAAACGAGAUCUGAAACGUCUCGUUUCCGUCCAGUCAGCAUUAUCAGACAAGUCCGAUAAAGAUGAUGCUGGGAGUUUAGCCGGCAGCAUAGCAAGUGGCAAGAGAGGGAGCAUGAGAAAGAGAUCGAGUCCAAGAAAGCGCACAAUCUCGACCAAGUCAGAUAAACUAGCCAACGAAGAUGACGUCGAAAUUGUAAAGAAACCUGGGAAGAAGGAGAAACUUGUGGAAGAUGAAAUGGCUCAAGAGGGAGGAGUUCGGGCAAUUGUUUUCCUUAAAUACUUCAAAGCAUGUGGUGUCGGUUUCUGUAUACUAACAGUGCUUGCUACCAUACUGUAUAUGGGGUGUCAAGUUGGUACUAACAUAUGGCUUAACAUAUGGAGUAGCGAUAAACCCCUUCAGAAGAAUGGUACCUUAGUCCAAGAUAAACCACUUACUAACUUACGACUUGGCAUAUAUGGGACAUUUGGUGCGGGAUCGGUUUUGACAGUCUUGCUCCAAUCUAUUUCUAUUGCGCUUGCAUCCGUGUCUGCCUCGAAUAUUUUACACUCCGAUCUCCUCCAUAACGUGGUCAGGGCUCCAAUGUCUUUCUUCGACACAACUCCUUUUGGCAGAAUCAUCAACCGUUUCGCCAAGGACGUCGACACACUGGACAUCAACAUCCCUAUUACCAUCAAGAUUGCCCUGUUCACUUUAAGCUCUGUCAUAAUGACAGUUGUUGUCAUCAUAUAUACAACGCCUCUCUUCGUGGUAGUCAUUAUACCACUAGCCGUCUUCUAUUAUUUUGUACAAAGGUUCUACGUUGCCACCUCACGCCAACUCAAGCGUUUAGAAUCCAUAUCAAGGUCGCCCAUCUAUUCCCACUUUAGUGAGACGGUAGUUGGUGCCAGUUCAAUAAGAGCAUAUGGGAAGCAGGAUGAAUUUGUAAACAAAUCCGAUGUGUUAGUUAAUCAAAACCAGCAAGCCUAUUAUCCGAAUAUUGUUUCAAAUAGAUGGCUUGGAAUUCUGCUUGAAUUUAUUGGAAACAUAAUUGUUCUAUUUGCCGGCUUGUUUGCUGUAAUUGGGAGGGAUACCUUGAGUGGAGGACAGAUUGGAUUAUCUGUGUCAUAUUCGCUGCAGGUGACGCAAUCUUUGAAUUUCCUUGUUAGGAUGCUUACUGAUUUGGAAACCCAUAUUGUAUCAGUCGAGCGAAUUAAAGAAUAUACAGAUAUCGAAAAUGAGGCUGUAUGGGAGAUAGAGAAUAGCAAACCUCCACCCGCGUGGCCCCAGGAGGGGGCGAUAGCUGUCGAUAAUUAUAGUGUCAGGUAUAGGGAAGGACUAGACUUGGUUUUGAAAGAUGUAUCAUUCAAUGUGCAGCCGGGUGAAAAGGUUGGUAUUGUUGGAAGAACAGGAGCAGGGAAAUCAUCAUUGACUCUAGCAUUAUUCCGUAUACUAGAACCUGCAAAUGGCUCCAUUAUCAUUGAUGGUAAAGACAUCACCAAGAUGGGCCUACAUAGUCUGCGAUCAAAACUUACAAUUAUUCCACAGGAACCUGUUCUAUUCUCUGGUUCUCUAAGGAUGAAUUUAGAUCCAACUGAUAUAAGAACUGAUGAUGAACUGUGGGGUGCAUUGGAGAAUGCUCAUUUGAAAGAUUACGUCGCUGGUCUUCCGGAGAAGCUCAUGCAUCCCUGCUCUGAAGGUGGUGAGAAUCUAAGUGUUGGUCAACGGCAGCUAGUAUGUCUGGCAAGGGCGUUGUUGAGAAAGACAAAGAUAUUAAUACUCGAUGAAGCAACGGCAGCAGUUGACCUCGAAACUGACGAUCUCAUUCAGAAUACAAUAAGGACGGAGUUUAAGGAUUCGACAGUGGUUACCAUAGCACAUAGGUUGAAUACAAUCAUUGAUUAUGACAGGAUACUUGUUUUGGAUGCAGGCAUGCGGAAAGAGUAUGAAACGCCCACCGCAUUGUUGAAUGACAAAACAACUAUAUUUUAUGGAAUGGCAAAGGACGCUGGUUUGGUGUCCUAGUAACAUUAUAAAAUUAUAAAAUAAUAUUUUAAUUCAUGGAAAUUCAAAUCAUUAUCGAAACAGGGUGACUGAAGUCAUUACCAGCAUUUUAUGUCAUGGUACAUUUUGUCUGGGUAUCAGUAUAAGAUAACAUAAUAUAUAUUUUCCCAAUUGGAACACAAUUGAAAUAAAUAUAUUGAAAUAGUGGAAUAUAGGUUAUUCAUCUG